AAAUCACCGGAAGUGGGUGUGCUGCCCUGGUAGCUGGUUAUAAUAAGAGCUCGUCUGUAGCUUUGUGGCUAGGUUGCAGGUUGUUUUCUUGAUAGCCGCCCGGGCUUCGCUGUCGUCGCCACUGCAAAAUCGGUCAUUACAGCGGCACGCCAGACGGGCUGUAAACUACAGAUGGACCAGCAGGACCAGUCCUAUAUGUUUGCAAGUCUGACACGGCCUCACUCAGAGGAGCUGCUGCAAGGCCUCCAGCUCUUGCGGCAGGAUCACGAACUAUGUGACAUUGUGCUGCGUGUGGGUGAUGCCAAGAUCCAUGCCCACAAAGUAGUGCUGGCCAGCAUCAGUCCUUAUUUCAAGGCCAUGUUUACGGGUAACCUGUCAGAAAAGGAGACCUCUGAGGUGGAGUUCCAGUGCAUUGAUGAAGCUGCCUUGCAGGCUAUAGUGGAGUAUGCUUAUACCGGGACGGUGUUUAUCUCCCAGGAGACAGUGGAAUCUUUGCUACCCGCUGCCAACUUACUCCAGGUUAAGCUUGUACUUAAGGAGUGUUGUUCCUUCUUAGAGAGCCAGCUGGACGCUGGAAACUGUAUAGGCAUUUCCCGCUUUGCAGAGACUUACGGCUGUCAUGACCUGUGCUUGGCCGCAACGAAGUUCAUCUGUGAGAACUUUGAGGAAGUCUGUCAAACGGAGGAGUUUUUUGAACUGACGAGAGCCGAGUUGGAUGAAAUUGUGUCCAAUGAUUGCCUUAAGGUAGUCACAGAGGAGACUGUAUUUUAUGCCCUCGAAUCAUGGAUCAAAUAUGAUGUAACUGAGAGACAGCAGCAUCUGGCUCAACUGCUGCACUGUGUUCGCUUUCCGCUGCUCAGCGUCAAAUUCCUCACUCGCCUAUAUGAAGCCAACCAUCUUAUACGAGAUGACCACGCCUGCAAGCAUCUGCUCAAUGAGGCCCUCAAAUAUCACUUUAUGCCUGAACACCGGCUGUCCUAUCAGACUGUGUUGUCUGCACGACCCAGGUGUGCCCCAAAGGUGCUGCUUGCAGUAGGAGGCAAGGCUGGACUGUUUGCCACAUUGGAAAGCACGGAAAUGUAUUUCCCUCAGACGGAUUCAUGGAUAGGACUGGCCCCUCUCAGUGUACCCAGAUAUGAAUUUGGAGUGGCGGUGCUGGACCACAAAGUUUAUGUUGUGGGAGGCAUCGCCACACAUAUGAGGCAGGGCAUUAGCUAUCGGAGGCACGAGAGCACAGUCGAAAGCUGGGACCCCGAAACCAACACGUGGUCUUCAGUGGAGCGUAUGGCAGAGUGUUGCAGCACUCUCGGUGUAGUGGUCCUGGCCGGAGAGCUGUAUGCCCUGGGAGGCUAUGACGGCCAGUAUUACCUCCAGUCUGUGGAGAAGUAUGUCUCGAAGCUGAAGGAGUGGCAGCCUGUGGCACCCAUGACGAAGUCUCGCAGCUGCUUUGCCGUGGAGCGGUAUGACCCUAGCAAGGAUGCCUGGGAAAUGGUAGCCCCCAUGGCAGAUAAGAGGAUCAACUUCGGAGUAGGUGUGAUGCUUGGAUUUAUAUUUGUGGUGGGUGGACACAACGGAGUGUCGCACCUGUCCAGCAUCGAGCGGUACGAUCCACAUCAAAACCAGUGGACGGCGUGCCGACCAAUGAACGAACCCAGAACUGGUGUGGGCUCUGCCAUUGUGGACAACUACCUCUAUGUGGUAGGAGGUCACUCCGGGUCAUCCUACCUGAACACUGUUCAGCGUUAUGAUCCCAUCUCAGAUAGCUGGUUGGACUCCAGUGGCAUGAUGUACUGCCGUUGUAACUUUGGUCUGACUGCCCUUUGACCCAUGGCCCAGCCAGCUAGGACCCAAUAAAUUACCUUAGACACAAAGAAGACUUUCUCUCUUUUUAUUAUUUUAUUUUUUUGGCUCUCCUCCUCCUUCCCCACAUUCAUCCUCCAGGUGCAGAUGAGCUUGCCUGCACAUUUUCAUUAACAUCAGAGAGCAUUUCUGGGUGGAUGGGUGUACCGGGCUAGCUGGCUGGCUAGAAGGGGGACUGCAGUCCAUGCUGCAGGGAUGAGGAAGAGCUGGAAGGUUCUGGAGAUGACGGAGGAAGGUGGAUGGUGUUUGGAUGACUGUCACUGGAAAACUGAGAUGAACGCUCUAUUGCUGCUGGACCACAAUGAGGACUUCGAGCUAUGUCUCAGAGGAUUGUGGAAUCUGCUUAUUUACGUUACAAAAUUCUUCGUCAAGUUUGCAGACAGUGUUAUGUUGUGCUUCACGUCCUUAAUUGUGUUAAACUUUUUUUGUUUUGUUUAGGAAUUUUUCUGCUGCAACCAGAGCUGUGUGUUCAAAUUUCCUAGAACACUGCAGUUUGCUUGUGCAUUUGAUGACUAUGUGGUUAUUGGCCAUAUAGUGUGUAUGUCUGUGUGUAUGGUCCAGGGGGUAUGUGCAUGUCAGAUAGAACUUUUGUUUUAUCACAUGUCUGCGUGCAGAACUGAUGCUUGGGCUCAGCAACGCAGGAUAAUUCUGCAUCCACAUCAGUGCUUGACAAAAAAUAGAAAAGUUGGAAUAUUUAUAUUUUCUCAAAAAGGGCUGCCUUUCUCUUGUAAAUGGUCUAAAUGAAAUAUAUAGAUAUAAAUAUAUCCUCUAGUGCAUUGCCUGUAAAUGUUCUUCUGCACUGGCUCACUAAUGUGUGUACAGUUUGAUUCCCACAGCCACUGUAGAGGUGAAUUCUCCUUAAAGUGUUCACCACUAGUCUCUGCUUCAUCCUCUGAGCCAUUUAAAAACUCAAAACAAAAAAGUUAAAAAAAAAAAAAAAAAGGGUCUCAUAUUCUCUCCUCUGUUGCAUCGGUCUAAGGUCAGAUCAUGCACUUGCUACUGUUCACAAUAGUUGAAACUGACCUUGGCCUUCUUUUCACCUUUUUUGGUCUGUAUACAAUACUAACUGGUGCUAUAUUUAGGAUUCAGGAUUUAGCUGUUUGUCUGCGUUGCUUCAUCCAGUUAAUGUCAAACUCUGUUAGGCCUCUGCUGUGUAACUGGUGAUAGUUAUUUGCUAUCGUAUGAAUUUCAUUGGAGAAAAUGCAAGUGGCCCCUAAAGCUACUAAAAGGGAAGCCUGUGGGCCAACAACUGCAAACUUCUACCUGCAUAGUCCCCAAAGGCGAGAAGAUUGGCAUGAUUUCAUUCUUUUCUUUUUUUUCUCCCAAAUACUUCAAACUUUUUUUU
Haplochromis burtoni (Burton's mouthbrooder) is the source of this 3205-nucleotide messenger RNA. RefSeq names its product kelch-like protein 28. The record is from RefSeq and is a predicted model, not a curated record. Gene Ontology annotation, molecular function: protein binding. NCBI's taxonomy places the organism in Eukaryota, Metazoa, Chordata, Actinopteri, Cichliformes, Cichlidae.